GCGGCAUGGCGGAGGCACCACCCUCUCCAAGCCUCGCCCCCUCUGCCUCUCUCCAAACCUCCUCGCCCCCUCUGCCUCUGCAGGCCUCAGCCCGGGCGCAGGUGGUACUGCGCGUUCCGUGUCCCUGAAGCGAGUCCGCAGCGAUAGCGAGUUGGGCAAGCAAACAUCAACAAUGGGAGGAGAUGAUGCGAGCGCCGGAGGUACAGCCGCCAUGGCGUCCUUGGAGCGUGUUCGCAGGAACAGCGAGUCGGAAAAGUGGAGGUGCGGGAGCAAUUGACAGCAGCAACAGGAGAGGAUGGGUGCGCUGAGGUCAACAAAUCCGCGACGGCGGGCGGCGUCCUCUAAUCGUCUCCGCAGCAGCAGCAGCGAGAUGAACAAGGACGGGGAGCAGGACAGUACGGUGCUCGACCUGGCCGCCGCAAGGGGAGAGGCGGCGUGCGCCGGGGUCGCCUUGGCCGCCGCCGCGACAGAGAUGAAUGGGGAGAUGACCCCGCAGAGCUAUUCUCCAUGGCAGGUCUUCAAUCUGGAUUGGGGCAUUACGGUGUUCUCCCACCUCCCCUUCCCAACAGACCGCAUCCAUUUGUCGUGUGUGAACAAGCACUGGAACGGUAUUUUCGCUAACCACUGCCGACCCCUUCCAGUUCCACGUCAGCUUCCCUGGCUUGUGCUCCCUUCCUUUUCGGAUCAGCCUCUCUUUCAUGCCACACUUGGCGGAAACACACAUGUCCUCGGGCUCCCAAGUUAUAUCAGACAGAAUGGUAGAUUCUGCGGGUCCUUUCCUGGGGGGUGGUUGUUUGUUACAGUCGAUGGGGACAACCUGCUGUUCAACAUCUGUACAAGGCAGAGGAUAGAGCUUCCAACGCUCAUGGAGAGGAGGGUGGAGGGGGAGAGCGAGAUGCUCUGUGUUCGGGUCGAAGCGGCAGUUCUAUCGGGUCCUCCAGCCCCACCCUACACCGUUGGAGCAGUUGUAAAAGCAGAGGAGAAUAAUACUGACUGGAUUGCCUAUUGGAAUCCCUCCAAACUGUACUGGACAGAGGUGGCUCCAGCAGUUGCGACUGGGAAAGAGGCUCGAGGGCUUGGAGUUAAGGAUAUUGCAUACCACCAAGGCACCUUCCACUUCCUAUCUGAUGAUGAGAGUGUGCACAAGCCCGUCCUGCCUCUAAUCAACUCAAUGAGGGCAAGCAUGCUGACCGUCAAAGUUGCCCAACGAGAUGAUUUCUUACAUGACGCACAAGAAAACGAGAGAAAGAUUACUCGGAGGUACUUGGUUGACACUGGAGAACAACUGUUGAUGAUAAUCAAGUACAGUCACAGCUGCGUCCCCACUGUUCCAACAGCAGUCAUACGUUUGUUCAGGCUGGUAGACGAGGAGUCUGAUUAUGAUUCCGAUGAUCCUUGCUACGAAGUAAAGCUCAAAUGGGAAGAAGACACCGAUGACUGGAGGACACCUGGUAGGCAGCUCAUCUUCAUUGGUCCUGCUUGUUCACGAGUGUUUGAUGGCAGGAAUUUUGAUGAACUCGAUGCCAAGAUCUUCUUCUAUGACGAUCGCCAUGUCAAAGAAAAUGAUCGCUAUGUUCGUGAUGACAUGGGAACAAUCACUCCGAUCGAUCUCAUACUGAAGAAAUGGCCCCCAGCCAACGGCAAGUCAAUCGAGCCGACGUCAGACCGCUUCCCACCAAUCUGGUGGUACCAUUGAGUUCACAGCAUGGCGACGAUUUCAUUGUGUAGACCUGUUUUCUUAUGUCAAGCAUGUAAUAAGCCAAUGCUUUCUUGCGCAGGAGUAGUACAGUUGAGAAAAAUGGCACCACGUACACGGUGUUGAAAAAUUACAGCAGCUACUAUGUUACUUGUUCAGUUUUAGAUAUGACAUCUGUAGACCUGUUUUCUUAUGUCAAGCAUGUAAUAAGCCAAUGCUUUCUUGUGUAGGAGUAA
Brachypodium distachyon (stiff brome) is the source of this 1932-nucleotide messenger RNA. RefSeq lists its product as uncharacterized. The record is from RefSeq and is a predicted model, not a curated record. The transcript is spliced from 5 exons. The coding region runs from base 296 to 1696 and encodes 466 amino acids. NCBI's taxonomy places the organism in Eukaryota, Viridiplantae, Streptophyta, Magnoliopsida, Poales, Poaceae.